Messenger RNA from Megalops cyprinoides (Indo-Pacific tarpon), 4244 nucleotides. It is a transcript of the gene aff4, whose product is annotated as AF4/FMR2 family, member 4. Lineage: Eukaryota; Metazoa; Chordata; Actinopteri; Elopiformes; Megalopidae. The coding region runs from base 488 to 3913 and encodes 1141 amino acids. Gene Ontology annotation, cellular component: super elongation complex; nucleus. The record is from RefSeq and is a predicted model, not a curated record. The transcript has 21 exons. Gene Ontology annotation, biological process: regulation of gene expression.
GUCGGUCUGGCUGCCUGCACCCUGUUUUCGAGUGUCUCAUUAUAGACAUUGGUCUGCACAUUUUAUUGUAAAAAAAAUGGACUGAGUUAAAAAUGAAAGCGGGUCGCUUUUCGCCGGUAGCGUUGACGAGACCGAUGAGCAGAGAGGUCACGUAUUAUUUUUAAAAAAUUUAGCUCACAGUUUAUAUAUUCUGCCGCAUUUUGUGUAAACUGGAAAGUGAAAAAGACAAAGAGAAAGGCUUUCCAUUAGAGAUGGUUUGGGCCUAAAAGAAGACAGAAGAGGUGCUGUUCCUUUAAAGAAGUUUCUUGUGGUGUACAGAAACCUCCAGGCAGUGGUGGGGGAGGGAGAUGGUUGCCAGUGAAGGACGUUCUCAUUGGUUAGGUAUCUUCAAAGCUGUGACGUCACACGGAGGAGAGGCAUCACUGGGAUAAAAUAACAUCUCCUUAUAUGGAGCAAGCUGGCCUGUUCCAUUUUAGGAGAGAGCAACAUGAACCGUGAAGACCGGAAUGUGCUACGUUUGAAAGAAAAAGAAAGGCGAAAUCAAGAAAUCCAGCAGGGAGGAGUGGCCUUCCCAGCUAACUCCCCUCUCUUUCCCGAGCCUUAUAAAGUUUCCAGUAAGGAAGACAAACUGUCCAGCCGCAUUCAGAGCAUGCUGGGAAACUACGACGAGAUGGACAAGGAGCUGAUGGGAGAGACGACGCUCCCGAAGCUCAUGCCCAAGCCCCCAGGCUCCUCUUCCUCGGAGGAGAAGUCCUCGCAGUCCCUCUUUGGGGACCAGCAGCGCGGCGGCGGCGGCCAGAGCAGCAAAUGGACUCCGGUCGGGCCGGCCGCCGGCGCCUCGUCCCAGUCGCAGAAGCGGUCGGGCCUGCCGGGCGGCCACGGCGGGAGCCAGAGGCCCGCGGACAGCAGCAGUAGCGGCGGAGGCGGCAGCAGCCAAAGACAGCGGGACUACAGCGGCAGCAGCGGCAGCAGCAGCAAGAAGUCCAGCAAGCACGCCUCGGACCACUCCAAGUCCCACACGUCCAGCCCGGCCAAGGGCCACGGCCGGUCGCACGGCGGCGAGCACCACGGCAAGGAGCGCUACCGCUCCAAGUCUCCGCACGAGCGCGAAGCGAGCUGGGACUCGCCGUCGCGCGUGCACAACUCCUUCCCCAGCGGCCAGCACUCCAGCCAGGCCUUCCCACCCUCGCUCAUGUCCAAGCCCAGCUCCAUGCUGCAGAAGCCCACCGCCUACGUGCGCCCCAUGGACGGCCAGGAGACCAUCGAGCCCCGGACGUCGUCGGACAGCUACGGCGGCCAGUCGCACGGCGCCGGCGGUGUCGGGGAGAUGAAGUCCAGCAGCAAGGCCUCCCUGUCCAAGCUCAAGAUCCCCUCACAGCCUCUGGAGGGGUCCAUGUCAGGGGAUACCAACUGUGUAGAUGAGAUCUUAAAGGAAAUGACCCAGUCGUGGCCUCCACCAUUAACGGCCAUUCACACCCCCUGCAAAACGGAGCCGUCAAAGUUUCCGUUCCCCUCAAAGGACACCCAGCACCCAAGCUUCCCCGGCGGACACAAGAGGUAUAGUUCAUCAAAGGGGUCCUCGAACAGCCACCAGUCCAAACCAUGUGACGCCGAUCAAGCCAACAUGCUGGAAAAUGACCUGAAAAUCAGCAGCAGCGAAGACAGUGACGGAGAGCCGGAUUCGGCGAAAAAUGCCUCGAGGAACGCGUCCGCAAGCAACAACAGCGAAGGGGCGGAGCACUCGCGGGAGGACUCCAGCAGCCACAGCGGCUCGGAGAGCAGCUCUGGCUCGGACAGCGAGAGCGAGAGCAGCUCCAGCGACAGCGAGGCCAACGAGCCACCCCGCGCCGCGUCCCCCGAGCCUGAGCCGCCCACGGCCAACAAAUGGCAGCUGGACAACUGGAUCCACAUAGUCAGCAAGUUCUCGCCAGCGUCCCCGGUGGACAACAACGUCCCCACCAAGUACAAGAAGGAGGGCCGGGAGCAGGGGUCAGGCCGCUACAGCGGUCAGGGCGGGUCAAAGGACUCAGGCGGGUCUGCCCCGGGCAGGGACCUGCGGGCCGCCCAGAAGGGCUCGGAGAGCAGCGGGCGCGGUCGGCAGAAGUCGCCCGCCCAGGGCGAGGGGGGCACCGCCCAGCGCAGGACGGUGGGCAAAAAGCAGCCCAGGAAAUCAGAGAAGCCCCCCGUGGUGGAGGAGCCCAAGGGGGGGCUGAAAGUGGAGAGCGAGCCGCCCCCGGAGAUCCCGCCUCACAGGCCCAAAGCCGCCACCAAGGGCUCCCGGAAGCCCAACAUCAAGAAGGAGCCCAAGCCGUCCCCCCGGCCCGCCGCCGACAAGCGCAAGUGCAAGACCCCCGGCAAGACCUCCCAGAAGUCCCGGGAGUUCGUGGAGACGGACUCCUCCUCCUCGGACUCGGAGGAAAACGACAGCAUUCCCUCCUCGUCGCAGACACCCAAGUACGCGGAGAGCAUCAGGACUCCCGUCUGCAUCUUCUCCCCGCUGGAGGAGAAGGAGCUGCUCUCCCCGCUCAGCGACCCCGACGACCGUUUCCCCGUCCGCCAGGUGCUCAUGGUCAAGAUCGACCUCAGCCUCUUGUCCCGCGUCCCCGGGCAGCCCUUCAAGGACCUGGAGCAGCCCAAACCGGACCGGGACAGUGCCAUGGAGAGGGACGGGAAGGACUUCCAGAAACAGUCCAACGAAAAGCCGUCCAAGGGGAAGAGGAAGCACAAGAAUGAUGAAGAUGCCAUCAAGAGUGAAGGCAAGAAACCCAGGCUAGAAGACAAGGGUCCAUCGCACCACAAGUCCAGUGGCAAAGAUUCGUCCAAGAGGGGCGGCGAUAAGGAGAAGGAGUCGGUCCCCUCGCCCUCCAUCAUGGGGCUGCAGAAGACGCCGAAGGCGGAGCAUCAGAGCCGGAAGCGCACGGCCAGCCAAUCGUCGACCUCCAUUUCCAGCAGCGCCAGCAGCAGCAAAGACGGCGGCCACGGCGCCAAGAGCGGGGGCUCCUCGUCCAAGCACCGCAAAGUGGAGGACAAGCAGGGCAGAGCGGCCAAGGAAGGAAAGGACAAGUCCUUGAAGAACGCCGAAAGCCAGCCCAGCGCCCCUCUCCUCUCCUCAGAAGGUUCAAAGUUGCAGAGAUCAAAGCUCACGUUCGAAGAUCGGGUGCACUCCGCUGAUUACUACCUACAAGAGGCGAAGAAGCUGAAACAUAACGCAGAUGCACUGAUGGACAGGUUCGAGAAGGCGGUGUACUACCUGGACGCCGUGGUGUCGUUCAUCGAGUGCGGCAACGCCCUGGAGAAGAGCGCGCAGGAGGCCAAGUCCCCUUUCCCCAUGUACGCCGAGACCGUGGAGCUCAUCAAGUACACUAUGAAGUUAAAAAGCUACAUGGCUCCUGAUGCUACUUCAGCUGACAAAAGGCUAGCAGUGCUCUGCCUCCGGUGCCAGUCUCUCCUCUACCUGCGGCUCUUCAAACUAAGGAAAGAAAGCGCACUGAAAUAUUCCAAGACCCUCACUGAACACUUGAAGAAUUCCUUAAGUAAUACGCAGGCUCCUUCUCCUGGAAUGGGAAGUAAGGCGGCCGGCAUGCCCUCCCCGGUCUCCCCCAAGCUCUCCCCCGGCAGCGCGGGCAGCUACUCCUCCGGGAGCUCCAACCCCAGCGGCGGCUCCUCCGUCACCAUCCCCCAGCGCAUCCACCAGAUGGCCGCCAGCUACGUCCAGGUCACGUCCAACUUCCUCUACGCCACCGAGGUGUGGGACCAGGCCGAGCAGCUGGCCAAAGAACAGAAAGACUUCUUCGCCGAGCUGGACAAGGUGAUGACCCCUCUGAUCUUCAACACCAGCAGCAUGACAGAACUGGUGCGGUACACACGGCAGGGCCUGCACUGGCUCAGGCUGGACGCUAAGCUCACACCAUGAGGGGCAAGCCCCCUCAGAUAUAUCCAUAACACUGUGUCCAUUUCUAUAACAGUUUUGCCAAAAAACCCCACAGAAACACUGAACAAAAUGAACACGAGAAACUAGCAACUACAAGAGCCCCUAUGGUGAUCAUGAAAUUGGAGAGGGAGUUGGGGGGGAUGUCAUUCCUACUCUAUACAAGUCAGAAAAUACAGCAUUCUUAUCCGCACUCUCUCCUGUCAGGUACCUUUGGGUUGUGUAAAGUAAAAAAAAAAAAAAAAAGCCAUCUUUCUCUUUGGCCUGAAGCCAUUGCUUUGUUGUCAUAGAAACACACUAAAGGAUUUUGUUUUUA